Rhipicephalus microplus (southern cattle tick) is the source of this 3507-nucleotide messenger RNA. RefSeq names its product facilitated trehalose transporter Tret1. Gene Ontology annotation, molecular function: sugar transmembrane transporter activity. Gene Ontology annotation, cellular component: membrane. The record is from RefSeq and is a predicted model, not a curated record. Gene Ontology annotation, biological process: carbohydrate transport; transmembrane transport. Lineage: Eukaryota; Metazoa; Arthropoda; Arachnida; Ixodida; Ixodidae.
ACGCGCUGUCUAUAGGCAUGUGGCGGGGCGGUUUCUCCUUCUCGUUCGCAGCAUUCUCGGUAUUCUUCCGAUUGCCCGAGCCCGUCGUCGUGUCGGAUGGGUGUUGGACGGCUUUACCGUAACGAGCUUUUUCAGUGGGUCUCCUUCGUUGCUUCCAUUCGGGCGCUGCGUUUCGCGCGGCGUCGUAUGUCGCUCUGCUGCGUGCUCGCAUUUGCGGAAUGCGAGCGGAGGCUUGAACGUCGAGCUUGUCGUCUCGAAUGGCGUGACGUGACGCCCGCAGCAGCGUGACCGAUCGAAUUGCCAGCGCGGCGAGAGCGUGCGCCGAGCUUCAGCGGCUUCCCCGUGGAAGCUUUUUCUGAUCGACGUAGGUGACUGGAUGGAAGCCUCGUGACUCGGGUAUAGAUCCGCCGAUCCCGCGAACGACUGCAGGGUCGUCAAGAGAUGGAGGAGGAUACGCGGGCGCUCACCGCCCCCGAUGGCCGGUCUCCGUGGCGCUCUCGUCUCGUGCUGUCCGUGUGCUCGGCCUGCAUGAGCGGGGCGUCGUUUGGCCUUUCGCUCAGCUACUCGUCGCCGGCACUGCCCGACAUCCGGCGCCGCAUGCCCUUCAGCGACAACCAGGGCGACUGGUUCGGCUCUCUGGUCACGCUGGGAGCGCUUUUCGGUGGACUCGUCGGAGGCCAGCUGCUCAGUAGACUUGGUCGAAAGGACACCAUCAUCUUCUCGUCACUUGGCUUCGCGAUCGGCUUCCUGUUGAUCGAGGCUACGUCGCUACCAAUCGUCAUGUUCCUUGGCCGCUUCUUGACGGGCGUUUCUACGGGCAUCACCGCAGUGGCGUUGCCCGUGUUCGUCUCCGAGGUGAGCCCGCCCCAGAUACGCGGCGUGCUCAACACCAUGUGCACCAUCGCCAUCACGUCGGGCGUGCUGCUCGCCUACGUGCUGGGCAAGUGGCUCAACUACCGGUGGCUCGCCACAGCCUGCAUUGUGCCCCCGCUGGUGGUGGUCAUCUCGAUGCCUUUCGUGGCGGACUCGCCGAGGUGGCUGAUCCACGCUGGUCGCUCCGAGGAGGCUCUAAAGGCGCUGAAAUUUUAUGAGGGCGAGGACAGGGCUCGCGAGGAAUUUGAGAGCCUGCAAGCGGCGAGCACGGCAGACGAGAAGUUUUCCCUGGCUGAAUUCAAGCUUCCGUACGUGUACAAGCCAUUCCUGUGCGUCUUGCUGGGCAUGUUCCUCCAGCAGUUCUCGGGCAUCAGCAUCAUGCUACUGUACACGCAAGACAUCUUCGAGUCUGCCGGCUCGACCAUAGAGUCCACCGACUGCACCAUCAUUGUCGGUGUUGUCCAAGUGGCCAGCGGCUUCAUGGCCACGCUGGCCAUUGACCGUUUGGGUCGCAAAAUACUGCUGCUCAUGUCUUGCUUCGUGUCCUCGAUCAGCCUCAUCCUUCUUGGGAUUUCAUAUCAUUUCAAGGACACUCAGGGUCAGGUGUUCCUGGCUUCAUACGGCUGGCUUCCACUGCUUGCUCUCUGCGGCUUCAUGGUCGGCUACUCAGUGGGCCUCGGACCGCUGCCGUGGAUGCUGAUGGGCGAGAUGCUGCCACUGCGCGUCAAGGGCUUCGCGACGGGCGUGUCGACUGCCUUCAACUUCGGCUGCGGUGCCCUGAUCGCUAGGGAAUAUCACAGCACGAUGCGGCUGCUCGGCAACGACGGCAUCUACUGGUUCUACGGCACUGUCAUGGCCCUGGGCUUUGUUCUGGUGCUAAUAUUUAUUCCUGAGACCCGCGGCAAGACUCUGGAGGAGAUUGAAGUGCAGUUCGGCAAAAACUCUGACAACUCCGCGGAUUCUAGAGAACAGCCAGGCCUCGUGAACGCAUAGCAUUUUGCAUCGUGCUUGGGGAACUGGGAAUACCUUUUCUGGACAGUGUCUAAGGUACUUCAUUGCGUAUUUGUUGUGGACAACUAAGCGCAAUGAAUGCUUUUUGUAUAGUGUCCUGUACUGUUUACUUACUUUUGCUGGGGCGGUUGCUCCCAGCUGAAGCCUUUAGGCAAUAUCCUUGUGUCUAAAGUGCGAGCCGUUUACCUACAGUGUGCAAUGACAUUAAUCAAGGCAUCUGUACAUCUUUUUAAUGGGUGCAGUUCUUUCUGAAAGAUGUAUGAUUUCUAAACGCCUGUAUCUCUUUUUUUUUUUCGACGGUAGAGUUGUUCAUUCCCGUACGGCUAGUAGCAGUAUUUCAUUCAACAAUAUGCUGUCGGCUUGUUUUGAUUGACUGUAUUGUAAAAGACUGAGGUCGUACGUUCAAUGAACUCCUGCAUGAACAUUAUAGGCUGUAAAGAAACGUAAGUGCUUCCAUACGAAAAUGAGGAACAGUUGAGCCUGCAGAUAUCAGCGAGGAAUUCUUUUAUGCAACACUCGAGAACUCUUCUACACAUGGGUCCACCGACUGUCUGCUCUUCAAAUGCCAGCAUGAGCAGUAGCAAGAGGAAGCAACUACUUUUGACUGGUGACCAGAUGGUGGCUGGGGGAUUCAACUUCUUUUUCCCCUUGAAGUUUUUUACUUGCAUGUGUGUGUAUACAUGCACACACACAAACGCACGCUUUUUGGAGGAUUCUUACCCCUCCCCCAUUCGGAAAAUACACCUUGCUAUGCCACUGCACCAUUUCGUGUCAUGUCCCAUUCUUUCAGUGCGAGACAGCUAACAGUGUGCACCUCGUUAACCUAAUCUUUUCUAUCAUAACAUCUCUUCCAUCAUAACAUCGGGUCAAACUGCUUCUGGCUACCACUUACACUUAUGAAGCCUGCUCACAAGCAUGUACUGGCGUGCACCCCACCUAAUAGGACCAUAAGGUAUACCGGGCAAAGAUUGGCGCAACUUGCGUUUUUCUUUGAAUGCAACGGCGUUUGUGACGUGUGCUACCAAUUGCAGUGCCAAGGUAUUCAGUGCCAUCGACAAGGCUUUCUUGUCAUCGCCUACAUCACUUCAAGGAAGGCUCAUUCACAUGACAUUAAUCUGUCGCAGACAUCACUGUUAUUCUCUUCUUUCUUUUUACAUCUUUUACGUCAUUCUUGCCAGUGCACGCCAUUCUUGUCGCAUUGAAAGAUCUUCUAAGUUAGUGAUUUCUGGUGUAAGACUGAGUGCAAGUGUUGUCAUAUGUGGCGGAUCUCUCAAAAUUUUAAGCUGGGCAUCCGCCUCCUUGCUCACAUUUUUUUUUAUUUCUGGUGUAGAAGUGCUGCGCCAAUCUGACCUGCUUCGCCAAGCUGUUCCUGCCCGGCAAUUUGUGUGUGGAAUGCCAAAUUUAGCCGAGUUUUAUCAUCAUCUGAGCAACACGGGUGAGCUACACAAAAGGCGCAACCGCGUCCAUAUCAAGUUAGUUCAGUGACAUCGUAUUUCGGUUCAUGCAUGGAUCCUGUUAAGGUGGUGUUUGUGUGUAUACCUCAUUAUGCGACUCUAUAUAUCUUUUAACAGCAACAAACCAUGUAAACUGAAAAAAUAAAAUAAAGUUAGUUUCACCGGUGAA